Zingiber officinale is the source of this 1180-nucleotide messenger RNA. RefSeq names its product dof zinc finger protein DOF5.7-like. The transcript has a single exon. Gene Ontology annotation, molecular function: DNA-binding transcription factor activity; DNA binding. The record is from RefSeq and is a predicted model, not a curated record. Bases 252 to 1133 code for a protein of 293 amino acids. Gene Ontology annotation, biological process: regulation of DNA-templated transcription. Lineage: Eukaryota; Viridiplantae; Streptophyta; Magnoliopsida; Zingiberales; Zingiberaceae.
CUCCCACCACUUGAUGACGCUCACAGGCUUCGAUCAAACCGUUGGUAGGCAGCUUUUGUUACCUGUCCAUCCCCAUCCCAUGCAUGAAACCUAUGAGCAUGCACGCCAUCAACCUCUUCUCCUUCCCUCCGCCGCAGGAAAUCCAACACGAUCGACGUUAUAUAUUAACUUCUUCCCCCGGCCCUCUCCAUCCGCUACUGGAUCGCUAGCUCCUCCGUCUCCAUAUAUCCCUAAUUAGAUAUUAUCCGGUGAUGGCCGACGAGUCCUCUGAUCCCGGAGGCGGCACCCUUCCGCCGGAGCAAGGCAUCAAGUGCCCCCGCUGCGACUCCUCCAACACCAAGUUCUGCUACUACAACAACUACAGCCUCUCCCAGCCGCGACACUACUGCAAGGCCUGCCGCCGCUACUGGACCAAGGGUGGUGCCCUCCGCAACGUCCCUGUCGGCGGCGGCUGCCGCAAGAACAAGCGCUCUUCAAGGUCGUCCUCUGCCUCCUCCGCCACACCGUCCCGGAUCUACCCCUGCGGAGCCUCCGCGGGCCUCGAUUUUUUCUCCUCUCUGCCCUUCUCCAGGCCGCCGGACAACUCGCCGCACGGCGGCGCCCCUGUUUUGGGAUUUAGUCACUACCCGACGUCCUCCGCCAUCAGCGUCUACGGCGGCGAGGGCGGUUUCUCCGCUUCUUCUUCUUCGCGCGUCGGCCGCGGCAUCCAUGCGAUCGCGAGCAGCAGCAUCGCCGCGUCGAUCGAGUCCUUGAGCUCGAUCAACCAAGACCUCCAUUGGCGGCUGCAGAGACAGAGGCUCGCCAUGUUUUUCAACGACGCGACGCCGUCAUCGGCGCUCGCGACUCCGACGUUAGGCGCCAUAUCGUCCCUCGACGAUGAGAUAUUGGAGCUCGGGAACAGUAAUUCGGCCGCCGCCAAGACCUGUGGCGGUGCCGGAACUCCGGCGUGGCUCAUGGAACCUUCUAAUUAUGGCGCGCGCGUGCCCGUUACCGCCGGGGACGCCACAUCGGCCUACGCCGCCGCUAUGCCAAUGGCCAUCAACAACGGCGACGACAGCAACGCCGGAAUUUGGAGUGGAAGUCCGUGGCCGGCAUGGAGCCUCGACAUGCCGCAAUUUGGCACGCUACCUUAAGAGCCAAUUAAAAUAAUGCAGGUAUAGUUUUACAUCUCCAUUUUUAU